Anoplophora glabripennis (Asian longhorned beetle) is the source of this 6132-nucleotide messenger RNA. Its product is annotated as PAX-interacting protein 1-like. Gene Ontology annotation, cellular component: MLL3/4 complex. NCBI's taxonomy places the organism in Eukaryota, Metazoa, Arthropoda, Insecta, Coleoptera, Cerambycidae. The record is from RefSeq and is a predicted model, not a curated record. Bases 102 to 5147 code for a protein of 1681 amino acids. The transcript has 10 exons.
UGUCGCCAACUUGAUUGUGUAUGGAGGAAAAUGGAGCCUAGAAAUAAAUUUUAUGAUAAAAUGAAUUUAUACGGAAUAUAUCCUCAAUAAUAUUGUUAAAAAUGGGUGACUUACCAGAAGCAGUAUUAAAAUUAGAGUUAAGUGAUGACGUUUUUAAAGGAAUUAAAUUCUUUAUUAGCGGAGAAGUACAUGAAAAGAUAAUAGAUUUAUUAAAAUGCGGUGGUGCCGAGAGACUUAACUAUUUCUCAGAUUAUGUCACACAUUUAAUAGUUGGUGAUAACCCCGAAGAAAACGAUAUCGUUGAUGCCAAUGAUGUUUACGAAGUACCAGCUCUUACCCCAAAAUGGAUUGUGAUGUGCGCCCGUUUAAAGAAACUAGUAAGCCCCAGGUCUUAUUUGUAUGUACCAGGAGGGAAAUUAUUAUCAAAUCUAGUGUUUUGCUUUAGCAACAUAAGGGAAGAUCUCAAAUACCUUUGGUCUUUAAUCACACACAAUGGAGGUACUGUACAACUUAACUUGAAUAAAAACUGCACCUAUCUGGUAGCGACCGAUACAAAUAGCAUCAAGUAUCAAAAAGCCGAAGCUUUAGGACCUGACUAUAUAAAGAUUGUCACUCCAGAUUGGGUAGUUCAAACAAUAAAAGCUAAUUCUCUAGCGGACGCUGUUCUGUUUCAUCCAAAGUUAAUCAAUUGGCCGAAACCGGUGAAACAUGAAAGCACGACAGCCAUUACAGGUUUCGAACCAGAACAGGCGGAAGACUUUGAUAAAAACAAAGAGAAAAGCGUGUCAGAUUCUACGCAAGCUUUAUUAGAAAAAUUGAAGCAGAGGAUGCCUUGGAACCAGCCCAGUACACCAAAAACUACGUCCUCAGACCCUAUCGCUCCGCCUAACGUCGUAGCGCCUAGUUUUAUACAGAAAGGCCCGAAUCAUCAACCUCCGAAGAGCCACAUGAAUCAAGUGCCUGCUCAGCCUUUGCCAGUAACACCUCAGUCACCCAUCGCCCCUAAUUUUCCACAGAUACCCAGAUCUCCUUCGGCCCUACCAAGCCAGCACAUACCGCGCAGUAUCGUACACCACACCCCGACACAAGCGCCUUUCCAGGAGCAGCAGAACCCUCUGAACAUCAGCAGAUUGAUGGGCCAACAACAGGCCAGAUCCAACAUUCAACAACUCAGGGGUCAGCUGGGCCAAAGCCAGCUCCACCAACAGCUGCUCCAACAGAGAAUGCAACAGAAUCAGCAGAAUUUGAUUCAACGAACAUCCACGGGACAGAUAACCGUCCAGCAGCAACUCUUACAACAGCAACUAGCUCAGAGACAACUAUUACAAAAUCAGUUGAACCAGCAACAGAGGCAGAACACCAAUCAGCAAUCUAUGGGGCCCGGUCCCCAAGGCGUUGGGCAAAACCAGCAGCCGAUAGGGUCAAACCAACACCUGGGACAGUUGAGCCAACAACAGAUCUCCCAGUUGCAACAGCAGCAGCUGUUGAAGCAGAAUCAACAGCAGCAGCUCCAACUUGGUCAAAAUCAACCGUUGGCACUUAAUCAGAAUCAGCAGCUGCUGCAGAAUCAAGUAUUGCAACAACAAAGCCAGCAACAGAAUCAAAUGAGCCAACAGAGUCCGAUAAACCAACCACAAAGCCAGGUCAACCAACAACAAAAUCAAAUGAACCAACAGCAGAAUCAAAUGAACCAACAACACAAUCAGAUGAACCAACAACAGAGUCAAACGAAUCAACAGCAGCAAAACCAGCUGCAACAGCAACAAAUCCAGAUGGGACAGGGUCAGAACUUCUUGCAGAGCUUGAACCAGAACCAACAGACCCUGCAGCAAAAGCAGCAGUUCUUAAAUCAGCCGCAGACCGUCACCAGCCAACAACAGAUCAUACAGAAUCAGUCGAAUUUAUCUGUACAGCAAUUCCUCAACCAAAACUUCAAUCAGAACCAAAACGCAAACCAAGAAAUGAACCUGCAGCAGCCCGUCUCCCAGCAGCAACCAAACAUGGGCCAACAACUGAACGCUCAGGUUCUAAACCAACAACUCAGCUCUCAGAAUUUGGGCCAGCAGCUCAACCAGCAACAGCUCAACCAACAGCUGAACCAACAGAACCAGAUGAGUCAGCAGCUGGUCCAACAGAACGCGCUGUUAAACCAACAGCUCAACCAGCAGAACCAGAUGGGACAGCCCCUGAAUCAACAGGAUCAGCUGAAUCAACAGUUGAACCCGCAAAGUCAGCUGAACCAGUUGAACCAGAACAUCAACCCGCAAGGCAUGGAGCAGGGAUUGUCGCAAAAUAUCAGUCAGGCGCUGAACCAGCAGCUCAAUCAAGGGAUGGGUCAGCACUUGCAGCAGCAGAAUCUACAGCAGCAGCAGAUCAACAGGCAGAAUUUGCAGCAGCAGCAGCAGUUGAACAAUCAGCAGAACUUGAGUCAGCAGAUGCAGACGCAGCAGCAGGGGCUCAACCAACAGCAGCAACAGAUUCCACAGAUAAACCAGCAAUUGAAUUCCCCGCUGCCGCAGCAAGUAGUGCGCCCCCAGUUCCCGCAGCAGGGCGGCGUCAACCAACAGAUCCUGAUAAACCAGCAGUCGCCGCAGUCCCCCGUACCGCAGCGUGCCCAGAUAAACCAACACCUGUGGGCGCAGCAACCCUCGCAGGUCCCUGGACAACAGAUAAUCCGUCAUUCAGUGAACGUCGUUCAGCAGCCGGGUCCCAGGGUGCAGUGGUCCCCGAACGCACAACAGGCCAAUGUGGUGCCACAGCGACAGUUCAUACAGCUGGACGCCAGGACCCACAACGAGCUGCAGAAGAUGCCGCCCGAGCAGCAGGCGUUGUUCGUGGCGAAGCUGCAGAGGCAGCGACAGCUUUUGAAGCAGGUCCAGCAGCGAGGCGGGGGCGGGAGCCAUAUUUUGAUCAGAGGAAACGUGCCUCCGGGUCUAACGACCCAGCAGCAGUUCCAGUGGCUGCAGCAGCAAGCCAAACAGCAGGGAAUUGUCUUGCCGGCGAACAUCCAACAGCAAAACAUCACGCCCGGCACCCUCACGCAGCCGGGUCUGUCGCAAAACAUCCAACACGCGCCCGGCCUGAGCCCCAUCAACCAGAACAGCCCCCAGUUCGCCGACCAAAACCAACAGCAGCAGCUCCAACUGAGGCAGUACAGAUUGCAACAGCUGCAGUUGCAGAGGGAGCAGAAAAAUCACCUGGCGCAGCAGCAGCCGGGUACGCCAAGUACGUCGUUUGUCUGUGAGAGCGUCUCAUCGCCGUCUUCGUUGUUGGCGCCUCUGCAGCAACCCACCAUCGUACGACCCAUCGGUCAGCCGCAACUGGCCGAUUCAACGACAAAUCCGCCGCCAGUUCCGGAAGCUAACAUUCAGCAUUCUCUCGUCGUCAACGCGAAGACGAAAACGGCGCUAGCGAACAUGCUGAGCAUUAAGUUGCAGAGCGGCGGGUCUUCUAUGGGCGUGCAGAGGCCGGAAACGCUGCCUGAGCCCUCAGCCGCUGGAACAUUAAGGCUGAUGACGGCCCAGCAUAAUGCCGCCUUAAACUCUAAGCCGCAGGAGAUCAUCGCCCUGCAACGUAGAACCAUAAGCGGGCCUAACGGCGAAAUAAUAAAACCGCCGGGGGCUCAACCUCUACCUAUUACGCCAACCAACGAUCCUCCCAAGCUGCAGUAUUGCCCAAAACCGGCGUUGCCCUUACAACACCGACCCGGCCCGUUUUACGGUCACAAUCCUAACCUGAAAUUACCGCCAGACUUAUUCCUCCUAGGUUGCAUUUUCGUAGUGGUGGAGCUGGAGAGCUUCCUGGAGGAGCGGAUACCGGGUUGGCAACAGAAAAUCGAGAAACACGGGGGGGAGGUGGAGAAGCAGUACUGUAGCCGUGUCACCCACGUCUUGUGCGAGACCCAGCGUCAUGGUGUCGUGAUGCAGGCCCUGAGGGACUGUAAACGUUGCGUGACCAUCGUGUGGCUCAGCGACGUGAUGGCGAGGAAACAGGUGCUGCCCCCCUGGACGGCCCUGCACCUCCCGAACAUUUACUUGGACACUGCCCCGGCCUCCAAGCACUUGAUCUCCAUCAGCGGCUUCGAGGGCAGCGACCGCAAUAGGGUGAAGCAUAUGAUUAAGUAUACGGGAGCAAAGUGUACGACGUACUUCUCGAAGCACAACACGCUCCUGAUAUCGGCCAAGGCGGAGGGACGGAAAUGUGUGUACGCGAAAAAAUGGCAGAUCCCCGUCGUCAACGUGCAGUGGUUAACGGACGUGAUGCUGGGUAACUUCGCCGCCUUGAACCAGAUGGAGCACCAGAUUUACCAGCAGUUCUCCAACCCCUCUAAUUUCAGCUUCGACCCGAAACUGGUACCGAAUCUGAUGCUCGCUUGGAAGGCCCCCAUAAACAUAUCUCAGGAAUCGUACGAACGGGUGAAACGAAGCGCCUCGCCUGUGGUGCUGCCCAAGAAGCCUAAAAAGCUGAAGACCGAGGCUACGGACGAGAACGAUAAUAUAAGCGACGAUCACGUCACUAAUUCAACCCACAGGAUAUUGUUCUCCAUGUUUUCCGAUACCAAACCCCUGCAGAAAAUGGUCAGGGAUCUGGGAGGCUCGGUGGCGAAGGACCACGCGAAUUUCACUCACCUCAUAAUGUCGCACCUUGCGCGUUCCAACAAGCUCUUCUUCGCCAUAGCUAGGGGGGCGCAGGUGCUCUCCGAGCAGUGGCUGAAGGACUCGCACGCGGCCAACCAGUUCCUCCCCGAGAACAACUACAACCUGAACUCCAAAGACUUCAACUACGAGUAUAAGUGCGACAUAGACCAGACCCUGUCGACGAAAAAUAGAAACAAGCUGUUCGAGGGCAAGUUCUUCUUUGUCACCCCGAGCGUCUUCCCCAGCAAGAGGCUGGUGGCGGAGCUGAUCCAGAGCUGCGGCGGCGUCGUGGAGAGGAUAAGACGCAGUUCGGCGCAGAUCGACGCGACCAGCGUCAAUUCCCCUUACAGUUACUUCAUCGUCACCCACGAGAACGACUUGCACCUGGUCGCCGACCUGCUGAAGAACAAGAAGGACAAGACGAAGAUCGUGUGUAACGUCGAGUUAGUUUUCAGCGCGAUUUUGAAGCAGACGUUCGAGGUUGAACCGUACGCGGUGUGCGUUUUAUGAUUCCUCAGGAAAGGUCAGUGGGGUCAUUAGUAUUUAUUGUUGAAACGGGGGGAUAGUUUGUCUGUAAGAAAAAUCUAAUUCGGUAGUAGAGUAAAUUUUUAUCUUCUCAAUGUGUCGAGUCGCGUUUGCACCAUGCGGAUAGUAGCAAAGUUUUAAGAGAUGCAGCGAACCUGCACCGAAAUUUUGGCUGCUAGUUGCAAGGUGUGAAUGCUUAAAUUUGUAAACGUGAUGCAAAAAAAGUUGCAAUUGGACUUUAAAUGUGCCGAUUUUUAUUAACAGUUCAAAUUUAACGUUACAAAUAUUCACAUAUCUUGGCUAGUCAAAAAAAAAAUAUAUAAAAGUUUAUAGAAUUUUUAGUACUGUAAUUUUUAUACAACUGUUUUGAUAUAGAGGCCUGUAUUCAAUUUUUUUCAAAUAUCGUUUCAUGAAAAUCAUUUCUUUACCCGUUAAUUCGUUAAAAUGGAUAGAUUAUUAUUUCUUAGUUGUGUUAGAGGAAGUUAAUAAUUUUUUUUUUGUUAUAAAAAGUUUAACCCGUUACCAAGAAGUUUGUGCCUUUUAAAUAUAUUUUAAAGGUAUAAAUGAUAACGAACCGUCAAAAUAUUGAUGUUUUUUUUUGAGUAUUGAAUUAAGGUAUAAAUAUUAUAUGAGAUUUAGUGUAAGUACAUUGAAGUUUCUGUAUAUUUUCUAUUGCUUCAGAGAAGCAUAUCUAUUGUCGACUUAUGUUUUCAUUAGUAAAUACGUAAUAAAAUGUAAAAUAUACUGUGUAUAGUUAAUUUCUGUAUUUAAUUGAAAAUCGUCCCACAAUUAAAGGCAUAGUCCAGUUUUUCUCAGUAAUUGCUUAUUUUGAAAAUUCCAAUGGAAAAAAUUGCAAAACUUUCCUUGUGAUUUUUGUAAAUGUGCUAUGCCUUUAAAAUAUGGACAUUGCUUAUUAUUUUUAUUAUUAUUUCAGGUAAAUUAGUUGAAAGAAACUUUCUAUUUUUUUUGU